Molecule: messenger RNA, 2342 nt
Organism: Schistocerca nitens (vagrant locust)
Lineage: Eukaryota; Metazoa; Arthropoda; Insecta; Orthoptera; Acrididae
Product: probable cytochrome P450 12a5, mitochondrial
Exons: 13
Coding region: 87-1952 (621 amino acids)
Molecular function (GO): monooxygenase activity; heme binding; oxidoreductase activity, acting on paired donors, with incorporation or reduction of molecular oxygen
Source: RefSeq, a predicted model, not a curated record
GACGCAUCCUCUCCCGCCAAACAGUGGUCAGCCGCAGUCCGCUAGAGGCGCUACGGCGAGCACAAGGUCCUUCUACGAUCAGCUUGAUGCUGACGCUCCAGAGCCAGUGCGUCACAUGGCGAGCCCCCACCAUGGCCGGUGCCGUCCUCGCCGCGGCCAGAUGCUCCACCAGGCGUCACUGCCGCCUCCUGCCAAUGCUGCCCCCAGCCACCUUCUCCAGCGGCAGGUGUCUGGCCACCGUUGCAGCCCCCACAGAGGUGCCACCCCGCUCUCCGUCUCAAGAGUGGCUCAGCGCGAGGCCCUUCGAGGAGAUACCCGGCCCGAAGAAGCUGCCCAUAGUCGGUGGCCUCUUGAACUUCCUCCCCAAGUUCGGUGAAACGGCAAAAAAAGAUUCUAUUGAAGUAGUUCAGGCGAUCAGGGACUACUACGGAGACAUAGUGAAAGUGGAUGGUUUUCCUGGAAAACCGACAGUGGUGAUGUUGUUUAAUGCAGAUGAUAUCGAGAAAUUCAUGUGGGUGGCCAGCGACCGGCGAGCACUGGCUGACCGCACCUCACCGGCGUUCCGUCCUCGACUUCACUGCUGCUGCAUCCCGACUGCACUGCUGGUCCAUCUCCAACUGACUAGUCAGACACACGACAACCCGGAAAUACUAUCGGUCGCUCCAGGGAGCGAUACGUGCUGCUGCUGCCGCUCACAGGCAUUCCGCAACGAAGGUCAGUUUCCAAUGAGGUCCAGCAACGAUUCAACCAUGUACUACCGGAAACACGUGAGGCCCGACUGGUUCCGCGGCCGCUACGGCCUCCUCGGCACUCAGGAAGAAGAGUGGCACGACUUCCGGCGCAAAGUGAACCAGGCAAUGUUGCAGCCGAGGUCCGCCAAGCUCUACGUGGGACCCAUAGACCAGGUGGCCGAAGACUUCGUCAACAGAAUGGUGCAGCUGAGAGACGAAAACCAGCAGAUGCCAGACGAUUUCCUAAAUGAACUCUGCAAGUGGUCCCUUGAGUCUGUGUCGCUGGUGGCUCUGGAUUCACGCCUAGGAUGUCUAGAGCCCAACCUGCCGGGGGAUUCCGAGCCCCAGAAGAUGAUCGACGCGGUCCAGGUCAUCUUGGACGCCACAUUCAAGCUGGAGUUCCGGCUGUCGCCCUGGAAACUCAUCAGCACGCCGACGUGGCGGCGUUACGUCAAGGCCCUCGACUUCUUCUACGUGACAUCGAUGAGACAUAUAAACGCCGCCAUGGACCGCAUCAAGACAAAGGGCAAGAACUGCACGGGCGAGUCGAGCGUGCUGGAAAGACUAUUGCUCCAGAACGAUGACCCUGGAGUCGCAUGUGUCAUGGCACUGGACAUGAUGUUCGCCGGCGUCGACACGACUUCCAACGCGGCAGCGGCCUGCCUGUACUACCUGUCCAAGAACCCGGAGGCGCAGCAGCGGCUGUUUGAGGAGGUGUACGGCCAGCUGCCAGAGUCGCAGAGUCAGCCGCUGACGGCCAGCAAGCUGGAGGAGUGCCGCUACCUCAGGGCGUGCUUCAGGGAGGCCAUGAGGCUGAAGCCCAUUGCGCCAUUCAACAUUCGACGGUGCGUGGUUGACAACCUGGUGCUGAGUGGCUACCGCAUCCCCAAAGGGGUGGACCUGAUGAUGGGCCACGCACGGUUGUCGCUGUCUGAGCAGUACUUCCCCCAGGCGGACCAGUUCCGCCCCGAGCGCUGGCUGAAGGGCCCGGACGGCCGGUCGGAGGCGCAGGACGCGCACCCCUUCGCCUCGAUGCCCUUCGGCUUCGGCCCCAGGAUGUGCAUCGGCAGGCGCUUCGCAGAGCUGGAGGUCUACACGCUGGUGGCCAGGAUUAUCCGUCGCUUCCGUGUGGAGUUACACAAUGAUGUUACGUGGAGGACUGUCCUAAUACAUCAAGCCGCUUCGCCUCUCAAGUUCAAGGUCAUCGACAGGGACGUCUGAUUCUCCUGUUGUGUUUCCUCUCUGUUCCCACGGAGAAAAUGUGUUUCGGCCACAUGAAACGUGUGUCAAAUGCAGCUGCAAUAGGCUAAUUAAUUGCUUUUGAGAGACUAGUGUUUCGCUCGAAUUCACCUUGAAGUUUUGACGAAUGACACACACGCAUAAAUAUUGUUCGUCUUCAUAACUAUUCAAAUACAUCUCAUUAUUUCACUUUCUAACAAUGGACGGAGAAACUGGCACAAAAUCUAUCUAGAUGUGUCUUAAAAUCUUAUUAGUUUGUAAGUUCCAACGCUGUCACUAAAGAAAAGUCUGCUUGUUUGGCUGCUUCCUUUGUAUUUGAACCAUUCACAGUACAUAUUUCCUUCACUGUUUUUAUGUAAUAAAUACAGGACG